UGAAAUAGCACAAUUUCAUAUUAGAAUUCUAGUAAAACAUUGGUUUAAUGAUCGAGCCAUGCUAAAAAAUGAUGAUUAUAGUAAUGAAUGUGCAAUUUUAAUUCGAAGUAGGGGAAAAUUUGGUGCAUUUGAGAAUGAUGUCCAAGUUGACUUUUCUUUAAUCAAUUUGAUUUGUGGCCAAUGCAUUUUUAUACUCAAGAUACAACAUUAUAUAAGAAGUCAUGCUCUUUAUGAGAAAGAUUUUGGUCUUAUAAAAAGAAUCUUGAAUUUAGCAAUCCAAACUGGACAUACUGAAGAGCUUUAUGAAUUACAUCAGCAGUUCAUCAAUGAGAUGGAAAAAUAA
Molecule: messenger RNA, 343 nt
Organism: Cetraspora pellucida
Lineage: Eukaryota; Fungi; Glomeromycota; Glomeromycetes; Diversisporales; Gigasporaceae
Source: the annotation of a GenBank genome assembly